Molecule: messenger RNA, 1938 nt
Organism: Cyclocybe aegerita
Lineage: Eukaryota; Fungi; Basidiomycota; Agaricomycetes; Agaricales; Hemipholiotaceae
Source: the annotation of a GenBank genome assembly
AUGGCAUCGUAUGCCCUGCUCGCAUGUGCUCACUCCGUCACCCACUGGACGGUCGCCUCCUCUGACGCCUUCUUCCUCCUGCUGGACGAGGUCAUGGCCAGACUCUGUUCGCUGGUCUUCCUGUCGGCCUGCCUGGCUGGGGUAUCAUCGGUCUCCAUCACCGACAUCCAAGGCAUCUCUUAUCUCAGUCCGCUGAACGGGCAGACCGUCAACAAUGUGACCGGCCUGGUUACUGCGAAGGCCUCAAACGGGUUCUACAUCCAAGGAGAGAGGUCCGAGGAUGUACGGGCGUCGAACGGACUCUUUGUCUUCUCCUCUUCUGCUUUGCCGCUGGUCAACGUUGGAGACUUCAUCACGCUGAAUGGACGCGUCUCCGAAUUCCGGUCGGCGACGUCGCCCAACAAUCUCUUCAUGACAGAGAUCGUCAGCCCGACCGACGUCGUCGUCCUGUCAUCCAACAACACCCUCACACCUCUCAUCCUCGGCAAGGACAGAAGUCCACCGACGCGUCUGCUCAACGCACUCGACGUCGGCCCAGAUGGCUUCCUAUCCGCACCCAACAACAGCAGCCUGAUCUCGACGACCAAUGCUACUCUUGAGCCCGACAAAUUCGGCAUGGAUUUCUGGGAGAGUCUUGAGGGCCAGCUCGUUACCAUUCCUCGCCCAACUGCCACCGGAUUCCGAAACAAUUUCGGGGAGUUUUGGGUUUAUGGUGACUGGAAGGUAACUGGAAAGAACAGCCGUGGCGGUCUGACCAUUAACUUUGGUCCAGGCGGUAUACCGGAUGGCAACCCAGAAGCUGUGAUCAUUGGAAGCCCUCUCGACAGGAGCAGCAAUCCCCAACCCGUUCUUGGAGUCCGCCUGGCUGACAUCACUGGUGUCGUCGCCUACCAAUUCGGUUUCUUCUACGUUAUUCCCUUGACUGCGCCCCAGAUCAUCUCAAGGCCCGACCCGACCAUCUCUCCAACUUCCAUCAAGUCCAGCCCGCGCGACAAAUGCUCGCUCACCUUUGGCGACUACAACGUCGAGAACAUGGCGCCGACCUCAGCGCACAUCCCUGCCAUCGCAAGCCACAUCAGCAACCUCCUCCUGACCCCCGACAUCAUGUUCGUACAAGAGAUCCAGGAUAACUCUGGCCCAACCAACGACGGGACGGUUUCUGCUAACCUGACGCUGACGGCGCUGGUCAAUGCGAUUGCGGCGGUCAGCAAUGUGACAUAUGCAUUUGCGUCGGUGGACCCUGUUGAUGGCCAGGAUGGUGGACAGCCUGGAGGAAACAUCCGGACGGCUUUCUUAUAUCGUCCUGAGAAGCUCUCUCUCGUUCCUGGAGCACCAGCUGGUGGCGCUCUCGAUCCUACUGAAGUCCAAGGGCGCUUCCUCAAGCCCAAGCUCUCCUUCAACCCAGGCCGCAUCGACCCUCUCAAUCCUGCAUGGGAAGCUACCCGCAAGCCUCUCGUGGCCCACUGGCAAACCAAAGAUGGAAAGGACCUUUUUACUAUCAACCUGCAUCUAAGCUCCAAGGGUGGCAGCAGCUCUACCCAAGGCGACGCUAGACCCCCUGUCAAUUCUCCCAUUGCAGCGCGUUCAGCUCAGGUUACCUCCGUUGCCACGUUCGUCAAAGCCAUCCUAACCAAGGACCCCUUCGCCAAUAUCAUCGUCGGCGGAGACUUCAAUGAGUUCCUCCAAACACGAUCGGUGUACCGGCCUCUCACCAAGCUGCUGACAAGUAUCGACGAAGUCGCCGGCGUCCCCGAGGUUGAGCGGUACAGCUACGUCUUCGACCAGAACGCGCAGCAGCUUGACCACGCCUUGGUCUCGGACGCGAUCAAGUUUCGCAGGGCCCAGUUCGAGCACGUCCAUGUGAACACCUGGUCGCCCUCGUUGAGCGCUAGAAUUAGUGACCACGACCCCAGUGUUGGACGCAUUCGUCUCUGCUAA